AUGUUGCUGUUCAACUACAUCUCCGCCUUUCUGGCCUUCUUCAUCAUGGCCAUCCCAGUCUGCGCCAAGAAAGGAUCCUGCGACAAGUGCAGCCACGAGGGCGAGGUCAAGUGUGGACGCUUCUCAAUUGGCAGUGGCGAGAGGGGUACUCAAGUCUGUCACAACGGCUGCUGGACCUUAAACAGCCUCCUCUGCAAAUACAACGAAGUCUGUCGCGAUCGGCCAAGCCUUCACUGCAUUGCCAAAGCUGAGGCUUGCGCUGGAUGUCACGAGUUCUUCGAACAUUGCACCGAAGACUUCUGGAGCAUUUGCGACAUGGACUGCCAGGUUGCCUGCGCUCGGAAGACCUGUGCGUUUGAUAGUGGCAGGUGCGACUUUGACUGUAAGAUGGAUAUCUGCACUAUGUGA
This is a messenger RNA of Plenodomus lingam JN3, 408 nucleotides long. RefSeq lists its product as uncharacterized. The record is from RefSeq and is a predicted model, not a curated record. Lineage: Eukaryota; Fungi; Ascomycota; Dothideomycetes; Pleosporales; Leptosphaeriaceae.